UUAACCCAAAAGAAUCACCACGGAGGCCGGUCUCCUUUAAUUAUUUAUGUUCGGCCUUUGCCCUCUGAUUCGGUUAAGUGUACAAUUAGUUGCGCCGUUGAAAAUUCAAUCAGUCAAAGUGGAAAAGAAAUCCAUAUGAAAAAGAGAAGUGCGUCUGUGGGUGAAAUAAAAAAGGGACAGGCUCAAAUGAUAACAGUCGUAAUCAAAGGCUUUCGGUUGGCCUUUGUCCUUUGUUGAUUUUGCGGUGAAAUCGUUUUUUAUUGUGCAGCUUAAAGUUGUUUCUGUAAAUUACAGUGCAACACCAAAGCAAGUUAUGAGCAAUAGUUAAAGCUAGGAAAAAAAGAAAGAAAGAGUUAAGAAAAGAAAAGAAGAGAGUUUUUCAAGCUGGAUCAAAGGUGGUUAUAAGGACGAAGAAUCGGGAGCAGUAUCUGCAUGUCAGCAAUAAACCCACCAAGCGGCAAACAAUCGCAUAUUAGCCACAUCUGAUCAAUCACCGCCAGAGGAUCAAUCAGGAUGCUGAGCUCGCUGGACGCGCUGGCCGGCAAAAUAGCCACUGCCACGCCCGGAACGGGGGCGGUGGCGGCGGACAGCAAGAAUACACAGUCACUGCACCACCACCACCACCGGCUGGACUACGAUUACUCAGCGGUGGAGAUCGAGCCGCCGGCGGAGCAGCUGGCCAACUCGCCGCGCAGCGAACGCGAGCGUUUGCAGCAGGCGCAGCAGGCGUACGAGCAGCAGGCCCAGGCGGAACUGGAGUUCGGCCUGGCCGAGGUGGACGCCAAGCUGACGCAGCUGAAGGGCGGGAAUAGCCUGCAGCCGCACCACCCACACAGCCAGCACCACCAGCUGACGGCGGUCAGCCGAACGCUGCAGCGGCAUCCGCACCACCAGCUGCACCACCAUCAGCAUCAGAGCCACCACCACCAUCCCUACCAGCGACCCAGACCCACCUCUCCCCCGCAUCAGCAGCAGCAACAACAACAGCAGCAGCAGCAGCAACAGCAACAACAAUCGUCCUCCUAUCAGCAGCAACUUUCCCAGUUGGCCGCUCUGCAGGAUCACCACGAUCUGCUGCAAUCGCAGCAGGAGCUCUUCCACAAGCAGUUGGCCAACAUGCAGGAGUACCAGCGGGAAAGGGAGCGGGAGCGAGAAAGGGAGAGGGAGCGAGAACGAGAAAGAGAAAGGGAGAGGGAGCGGGAGAGAGAAAGAGAAAGAGAAAGGGAGCAGCGGGACAGGGAGCGGAGCGGAAGCAGCUUCAUCGACAACAGCGACUACGAUUCGCAGACGGAGUUCAAAAUUUGCCUGAGGGAUAGUGCUUUUGGUAUGAGCGAUAAGAGCAGCAGUGCAACAAAUAGCCUGCCAAACAGUCCCAUUCACAGCAACAACAACAAUCCGUCGCUGCUGAACAACAACAACAACGGCUGCACCAGCAACAACAAUAGCUUAAGCGGCGGUAACAACAACAAUCCGAGCUUGGGCAACAAUAACAACGCUCUUGUUCCCGUUGGAAGUAACGGUAUAAUGUCCGCCGCUGGAUUGGUUAACAACAACAACAACAAUCCGUGCAGCGCCAACCGAAAUGUCGUAGCGCUGGUCGAUGAUGACGCAUGCUUCCGGUUGGACACGGACGCCACGGUUACGUACGGCGAGAAGGAGCCGGAUCCGGAUAACAUCAAGAUGUUUGUGGGACAGGUGCCCAAGUCAAUGGAUGAGUCGCAGCUGCGCGAGAUGUUCGAGGAGUACGGGGCUGUCCACUCGAUCAAUGUGCUGAGGGACAAGGCCACCGGAAUCAGCAAGGGUUGCUGUUUUGUGACGUUCUAUACGAGACGCGCCGCCCUGAAAGCCCAGGAUGCUUUGCAUAAUGUGAAGACGCUGAAUGGGAUGUACCAUCCCAUUCAAAUGAAACCCGCCGAUAGCGAGAAUCGCAAUGAACGUAAACUUUUUGUGGGCAUGCUAAACAAGAAGCUAAACGAGAACGACGUUCGUAAACUUUUUGAGGUCCACGGAGCCAUUGAGGAGUGCACCGUCCUUCGGGAUCAGAACGGUCAGAGCAAAGGUUGUGCCUUCGUCACAUUCGCCACCAAACACGCCGCCAUCUCGGCCAUCAAAGUGACCCUCAGCCAAAACAAGAUUAUGGAGGGCUGCACAUCGCCGCUGGUCGUCAAGUUCGCCGACACGCAGAAGGAGAAGGAGCAGAAGAAGAUCCAGCAGAUCCAGGCCAACCUGUGGAACCUGGCCAGCAACAUCAACAUCCCGCUCGGCCAGACGGCCACCAGCGUGACCACGCCCAUUCUGCCCAACCCGCCGCAGCAGCCCUCGCCCGUCCUCGGCGCCGAUGCCAUCACCCCGGCCUCCAUUCAGCUGCUGCAGCAGCUGCAGGCGGUUGGGCUGCAACAGCAGUUGCUCCAAGCCCUCACAGGACUGGGAGCCCAGCAGAGCAGCUCGGCGACGGACACGAGCGCCGUGGCGGCCGCCGGACUCCUGACCCCGAUGACCGUCCAGAAUUUGGCGGCCAUCGCCGCCAUGACGCAGCCGAGUCUUUCCAAUGCCGCCGCCGCAGCAGCCGCUGCCACAUCGCCGGGAAGCGCCCAACUGACCAACACGGCCGCAUUGCUCUGGUCGGAUCCGAACCCACUGGCAUCGGCAUAUAUGUCAACAGCCGCCGGUCUACCGCAAUUCGGCAGCGCCAGUGCAUUGUCCACUUCGCCGCUGGCCAGCGUUGCCCUGAGUGCCGCAGCUGCCGCCGCAGCGGGAAAGCAGAUUGAAGGACCCGAGGGCUGCAACCUGUUCAUCUACCAUCUGCCGCAGGAGUUCACCGACACGGACCUGGCCUCCACCUUCCUGCCGUUCGGCAACGUGAUCUCGGCCAAGGUGUUCAUCGACAAGCAGACCAGCCUGUCGAAGUGCUUUGGCUUCGUGUCGUUCGACAAUCCGGACUCGGCCCAGGUGGCCAUCAAGGCCAUGAACGGCUUCCAGGUGGGCACCAAGCGGCUCAAGGUGCAGCUGAAGAAGCCGAAGGACUCGAAGCCCUACUAGAGGACUCCUGCCACCAGCAGCUGGGUUACCCGGACACACCGAGUAGGAGAACACUGAGAUUUGUGAAAUAUGGAGUAGUCAAUGAAUGAAGAGUUGCCCGUGUAGAGCGCGCGCGUUGCAAGAGUAAACGAAGAUGCGAAUGCCAACGUUGUACGUAUGAUGAAAACCAAAUACAAAAGCUGAAAAAAGACAUGAAAUCUGUGCCAAAAGAAACAGAACCACUUACGAUUUAGCACGUUAUAUGUUGAAUUAGAAAAAACAAACGAACAAAAAACAAAAAAAACACGAAAAAAAGAAACGAAUAUUACAACUUAUAGACCGUAGUUUAGUUAACUUUCUGUUGAAGUUCCCUUCGAACCUUAUCUUUUACGACUUGUUUUCAUAUUUUUAAACUGUCGUACGAGUUGGUUGAACCAUCGCCCUUUUACUAAAUAUUUUGUACACAUUUUCAUGACUCACAAACGAACCGAAAAAAUAAAAAACCAAAAAAAAAAAAAAAAAAAACAAAGAUAUGUUCGAGUGUUAGUUUAUAAGCUUUUGAUAUAUCUCAUUAUUUUAUACUCACUCUCUGUUUGAUUUGUUCAUCUCUCAUGUUGCAAGUCACAAUGAAGUUCUUUAUUACAAAUAUAUACCUACACGAUAUAUAUUCUAGCUAUAGUUACAAGUUAUUCGUUUUGUUAAAUGGAUUAUCUCUUUUAUAUAUACCUACACCUAUGCCGAUACGCAUAAUUAGUUUUUAGUUAUCUGAUUUGUUACGCCCCCAAACUAACACAUUUUUUAUUUGUACUGAAAUGAAAUGUUUUCGUUAACACACAUAAUAAGUAAUUCUAUUAUUAUUAUAACUAGUGGAAAAAGCAAAUACACCUACGCUUUCUUGUUAAUUAUGCGAUUUGUAAAAACAAUAACUAUGCAUACAAAAGACUACAAACCAAAUGAAAUCUACAAAAAAAAGGAAAAAUUUGUUAUUUAUGUUUGAAGUUUCAUCAAUGGAGUUAAUUAUAUUAUUUUUUAUUAGUUUUAAUCACUUGCUACUUCAUCAAAAUUUACACAAAUCUGGUAUUAUAUUAUUUUAUAUGACUCAUUUCGUUGUAAACUUUUUGUUAAAGUUGAAGUUUAUUUGGCUUUCUGUCGUCGCACAUCUUUGAAGUAGAUAGUGCCUUAUGUAGCAUACUUUGUUUAUGUAAAAAUCAUGCACAUAUGUAAACACAUCAUACCACGCAUACAUAUCUAAAUAAAGUUUUGUUCUCUGUUUCAAUGCA
Molecule: messenger RNA, 4298 nt
Organism: Drosophila ficusphila
Lineage: Eukaryota; Metazoa; Arthropoda; Insecta; Diptera; Drosophilidae
Product: CUGBP Elav-like family member 2
Exons: 10
Coding region: 514-3039 (841 amino acids)
Biological process (GO): regulation of alternative mRNA splicing, via spliceosome; mRNA splice site recognition
Cellular component (GO): cytoplasm; nucleus; ribonucleoprotein complex
Molecular function (GO): mRNA 3'-UTR binding
Source: RefSeq, a predicted model, not a curated record